AAACACUGCUCUUCGUAUUUGUCGCCCACCGUCAUAGACGCAGUGAAGAUGAACAUGACCCUGAGCGGUAGAGAUGCCAGAUGGCGGUUCUCGAAUAUCACCGUGCUUCUCGUCAUGCUCGCUUCGUGCUCGAAGACGUCUGCCAGCAGUUUACCAGCACUCGGAAUACGACCUUUUGUACAGGUCCGUCCCGACGACCAUGCCCAUCAUAGAAGACCGCAAAUCGGUCCUCUUGCCAAACGCAUCACAGACGACGAGAUCCGCGCCGAAUGGGCGGCGCGUGGUUGCAAGCUGAUCGCGUACAUGGAAGAAGGCAACAUGCAGCCCCUGUAUAGAACCAUGAAGAGCGAUGGUGUUCUCAGUCCAGCUCAACUGCGCCUCCGCACCUCGCAAAGUGUCUUUACCAACUAUGACGAGCUCGCAAGCAAUGGCUGGACCAGGAAUCCAGAACGAAGAUUAGCUGACAGGCUCAACUUCGUAGAGAGUCACGCAGAUGUAGCCAUCCUCGACGUCUUUGCCGACUUGCAAAUCUCUGCCAGCGUGCGAACGAGAAACAACCCCAAUGGCGACAACGAACUCGUGGCCUGGGAGCAGGAUCAGGAUUUCUACAACGGUGCACGAGGCGAGUCCACUCGAGCGUCUUACACAAUCAUCUACAACACCCUCAACGGCAUAAUCAUCAGACAAUUCAUCAAAAGUCCCCAAAAAAUGCGAGAUACCGUGUACGGAGAUGGAGACGGAGACGAGAAGGAUUGGCGAAAUAUUCCUGGUCUCCAACUUCCUCAUCUGCGACUUGUAAGCGAUGUCGCAAGUCUGGAAUAUGCAGCUCUAUGUCAGAAAUUCCAUCAUCGUCCCAUGAGCUUCCGCUAUUCGAUUGACUUUGAUGUGGAAAAUUCUGAUACAAAUAAAAUCAUCCAUCUGGUUCUGGAGCGGAGAGGAUAUACGGAGAUGGAUUCUCAGGGGGUUUAUUUGGUUGCGAGACCUUGGUCCCGACGACUCAUCAUCGACCGCACCAACCCCUCAGACUGGGAGGAUUUUCAAUCUCUCGUCGGAAGCCCCAAUGUACGAGGGACAGCGUGGAUGCUCAUUCAGCAUUCUCGUCUCUUUGGACACAAGAGAAUUCGGAGGAUUGCGAUUUGGAAGCCUGAAGAUGAGUAUUAUCGCCUUCCGUGUAUUCUGGUUGAGGUGGAGGAUGUUCCGAUUGUUUCUUCUUUGGGUAGGGGUUGA
Molecule: messenger RNA, 1227 nt
Organism: Sphaerulina musiva SO2202
Lineage: Eukaryota; Fungi; Ascomycota; Dothideomycetes; Mycosphaerellales; Mycosphaerellaceae
Exons: 3
Coding region: 49-1227 (392 amino acids)
Source: RefSeq, a predicted model, not a curated record